Messenger RNA from Sclerotinia trifoliorum, 2450 nucleotides. NCBI's taxonomy places the organism in Eukaryota, Fungi, Ascomycota, Leotiomycetes, Helotiales, Sclerotiniaceae. The record is from the annotation of a GenBank genome assembly.
CUAUCAAAAACGGGGAAAAUAAACUAAUGCCUCAAUUCACCCACCUUGUACCUUUUUGCACCAUGUCUUUUCAGUUUUCACCUUGUAUCUAUUACAUGAUAGGCUGAGACUGACUGAGCGAGUUUACAUAGUCGCAAGGUACGGUGAAAGAAUGGGUAUCAAGACCCAUGAAUUCAACUAGGGUACAUCGUCAUAACCCGGGAACUGACCUGACAUGAGAUUGGAGAUCCAACCCAAUAGCUCUAAGAUUUCAAUACUAUGAAAACCUGCUAGGACUUGGAAGACAUAAAGCUCUCCAAGCCCAGCUCAUUAGGAUCCUUUUGUUGUUACCAACCCACCUCCCUAUCUGCCAUUUUCAUACGAUCCGAGUUUGGUUACUUGGGUGAUCAGUCAAGAUGCGUUUCUCAACCGUGGUUUCGACUCUUGCAAUUGCAGGUGGAAUUGCAGAUGCUACUUUCCCUUCUGGAAGAAGCUUACAGCAUGUUGGAAGGAAGGAUAAGCAUGUGCAUAAAGCCAGACAGCCAAUUCCUAGGAAACCACAGCAAUACGAGAAAAGACAUGCGAAUAAAUUUUCAUAUUUGACCAAUUCUACUGCUAGUAAGUUUUACUUCUGAAUAGGUACAACUAUUGAAGGAAAAUUACUAAUUAUUUGUAGAAUUCAGUGUAAAUGGUACCGCAAUUCCAGAUGUCGAUUUUGAUGCUGGUGAAUCAUAUGCUGGUUUAUUGCCAAUUUCGAAAGAUGCAGAUGAAUCUAGACAAUUGUACUUCUGGUUCUAUCCUUCGACAAAUGAAUUAGCUUCUGAUGAAAUUCUCAUCUGGCUUAAUGGAGGUGUAAGUGACAGUAGCACAAUCUCCCCCCACUUAACUUUCAACUAAUCAUUCAAUUAGCCCGGUUGUUCAUCCCUCGAAGGAAUUAUUCAAGAAAACGGACCCUGGAUCUGGCAAUACGGAACCUACAAACCUGUUCCAAACCCCUGGACCUGGGUGAACCUCACCAACGUCGUUUGGGUCGAACAACCCGUCGGUACUGGAUUUUCUCAAGGAGUUCCUACUGCUACCAGCGAGGAAGAUGUCGCGGCACAGUUCCUCGGGUUCUGGGAGAAUUUCGUCGAUACUUUCGCUUUGCAAGGGCGAAAGGUAUACAUCACUGGUGAAUCUUAUGCGGGUUACUAUGUUCCGUAUAUUGCCGAUGCCAUGUUUAAUAAGAAUGAUACAUCUACUGUGAGUUAUCGAUGCAUUGGACAGGAGGUAUGCAUUUGAGCUAAUGAACGAUCAAAGUAUUACAACCUCGAGGCAACCAUGAUUUACGACCCCGCCACCACCUACAAUGCCAUCCACGAACAAAUCCCCGCCGUCCAAUUCGUCGAUUACUGGGGUGGUCUAUUCCCCUUCAACGAUACUUUCAAGGAGCAAAUCCACAACGUAUCCGAUUCCUGCGGUUACACUGAUUUCCUCUCCAAAUACCUCACCUACCCACCCCCAGGACCCCUCCCAUCCAUCCUCCCCGGCACGAGCGAAGAUGGAAUUUCCACCACCGACGAAUGCGACGUCUUCGACCUGAUCUACAACGAAAUCUUCAACCUAAACCCCUGCUGGGAUAUCUACCAAGUAGCCACCACCUGUCCCCAACUCUGGGACGUUCUCGGAUUUCCCGGCUCUAGCACCUAUCUCCCCGAAGGCGCCACCAUUUACUUCAACCGCACUGAUGUACAAAAAGCCAUUAACGCCCCCAUAAUGGAAUGGGAAUCCUGCUCCAAUAUCAACGUCUUCGUAAACGGAACCGACAACUCGGACCCAUCAGGACUCUCCGUCCUCCCCUCCGUGAUCGAACGCUCAAAACGAACCAUCAUCGGCCACGGCGCCUUAGACAUGGUCCUCAUCGCCAACGGCACCCUACUCAUGAUCCAAAACAUGACCUGGAACGGCGCGCAAGGAUUCCAAAGCAAACCCACCGAGCCCUUCUACGUACCGUACCACGACGACCUGUCCGCAUCCACACUUGCCGGGUCCGGAAUCAUGGGAACCACACACACGGAGAGAAAUCUCACGUUUGUGUAUGUGGAUUUGAGCGGUCAUAUGGUGCCACAAUAUGCGCCUAGUGCUUCAUAUCGCACGGUCGAGUAUCUUUUGGGGAGGAUCGAUAGUCUUUCUAGUACGGUGCCGUUUACCACGCAAGAAUAUGUGGCGCAGAGUGAUGCGCCGAUGGAUAAUGGAACUGCGCCUCCGAUUAAGAGACAGCUUGGGAGUAUGGAAUUUUAGGGUCGAGAAGUCGAGAAGUCGAGAUAAAGAUAAAGAUAUAAAUAUGAGUAUAAAAUGACUCUGACUUCCCUGGAGAGAAAAGUAAUUGCUGGAUGAGGAGGAAAUGGAAAUGGAGUGAGAUGAUAAUGUUGUGUAUGAUAAUAAAAUGAACAUAUGAUACUACCUAUCGAGGUAUCCAACUACUUGAAUUG